AUGCUGCGCCAGAACCGGGAGCUGCGGCGGCGCAUGGAGGAGGAGCAGGCGUCGUACCGCCGCCGCCUCGACACCUACCGCCAGGCGCAGCAGCACCAGGCCGCGCUGGUGAGCCGCCUGCAGGCCAAGGUGCUGCAGUACAAGCAGCGCUGCUCCGAGCUGGAGGGCCACAUGGAGGACACGCUGGCGCCGCCGCGGCCGCCCUCGGCACUGGAGGAGCGCGAGCGCGAGCGCGUGCUGGACCUGGACACGGCCCUGCUCCGGCUGGAGGACGAGCGCCGCAAGUGCGACAAGUCGAUGCAGCUCAACCUGGCGCUGCGGGACCAGCUGGAGGAGGCGCACCAGACCAACGAGGCGCUCACCUCGGACCUGCAGAAGCUGUCCAACGACUGGGAGGCGCUGCGCGAGGAGAUGCUGGUCAAGGAGGAGGAGUGGAAGGAGGAGGAGCAGGCCUUCAACGACUACUACACGACGGAGCACGCGCGGCUGCUGACGCUGUGGCGCGACGUGGUGGCCGUCAAGCGCCUGUUCGUGGACAUGCAGGCCAGCACGCAGCGCGACCUGCAGGGCCUGCGCGCCGACAUGACGCUCUCCACCAGGGAGAUGACGAGCGCCUGCUCCGCGCUGGCGGGCGGCGCGCGCCGGGAGGCUAGCGAGGACCGGCAGCAGAGCGAGCGCGAGAUCGCCGAGCUGCGCGCGCAGAUCCAGGCCCUGCGCGCCUCGCACGACGCCGCCCUCACCGAGGUCAAGCACAAGGACGAGCGCGUGCAGGCCCUGGUGCGCGAGGUGCAGGCCCUGGAGGAGCGCUGCGGCGAGGCGGAGGCCGGCCUCGGCCAGGUGACCCGCAUGCAGGAGGAGGUGGAGCUGCUGCAGGGUGCGCUGCGCGACAUUGCGCACGCCGUGAUCCAGGACGCGGACGGGCGCGACGUGGACGCCGUGAUGCUGUCGCCGUCGCAGCACGUGCACCUGACGCCGCCCGGCCCCGUGCCGCCGCGCUCCCCCAAGCGCGGCCAGCAGCGCGCGCACACCUCGCCCGCCUUCGCCGAGGGCACCAUCUCGGCCGUGCAGGCCGCGCUGCACAAGUACCAGCUGCACAUCCACGAGCUGCAGGUGAAACUGGAGGCCAGCAAGGAGCAGCUGCAGAUGGUGCGCAAGCAGACGGAGGCGUCCGAGUGCUCGCAGCAGUCGCUGGAGGCGCGCGUGGCCGAGCUCACCGUGCAGCUGGACGCGUCCAAGGCGCGCUGCACGCAGCUGCUGCAGGAGAAGGACCUGCUCAUCAAGUCGCUGGACUCGGUGCGCGCCGAGAAGUGCGCGCUGGACAAGAACCGCCUGGAGAUCAACGCCAUGAUCGACACGCUCAACGCGGACUAUGAGAAGAUGCAGAAGAACAACAACCGCCUGCAGAAGCUUCUGGACAACAUGGAGGACGAGAAGAUCUUCCUGCAGAGCGAGCUGGACCGCCUCAACAAGGACGCGGAGAUGCGGGAGAUGAGUCUGCGGACCGAGGAGGGCCGCGGCAGCCGCCUCCGCGAGGAGCUGCUGACGAUCCGGGAGGAGCUGAGCAAGGCCCACCUGGCGCGCGAGGUCCUCGAGCAGCACAAGGACGACUCGGAGAGCGUCAUCGCGCAGAUGGAGAAGUCCAAGGGCGACCUGGAGCUGGAGCUGGAGCGCGUCCUCAUGGAGCGAGCGGACCUGCAGGAGAGCCUGCUCAAGACGGAGAGCCUGGCCAUGGGCAUCGAGGCGGACAAGAAGCGCCUGCAGGACGACCUGCGCACGCUGGAGGAGGAGCGCGCCGCGCUGCAGGGCCAGGUGGCGGACCAGAACAGCGACCUGGGCUCGCUGCGCAAGGAGCUGCUCCAGGCCGAGCAGACGCGCCUCGACCUGGAGGCGGACAAGGCGGCCCUGCAGGAGAAGUGCAAGUUCCUGGACAUCGAGAAGGAGAAGACCGAGAUCGAGCUGGGACAGGUGUCCCGCGAGCGCAGCGACCUGAGCCACCAGCUGGGCGCGGUGGCCCGCCAGAAGGAGGCCCUGUCCGAGGAGCUGGGCCGCGUGCGGCAGCGCCUGGAGCAGGCCAGCGAGACCAACGCCCGCCUCAACCACAGCCUGGAGGACCUGGUCAAGGACUGCGAGGAGAAGCAGGUGGUGCUGGAGGCCAACGACAAGGACAUCCAGCGCCUGCAGGAGCAGCUGGCGUCGCUGCGCAGCGAGAAGGAGGCGCUGGAGGCCGUGCUCUUCGACGCGCAGACGGGGCUGGAGGCCACGGACAACAAGCGCGCCAAGCUGGAGAAGGAGAACCAGGAGCUGCUCGUCAAGCAGGAGGGCCUCAAGGGCCAGAUCGCGCGCCUCACCAAGGACCUGGAGAACUCGGAGAAGCGCGCCAGGGAGAUGCGGGCGUCGCUGCUGCAGGCCGCCAACAACGCGGAGGCCGAGUUCCAGGCGCAGCUGGCCAGCCUCAAGAAGGGCGGCGAGGAGGCCGUGCGGAAGCUCACCGACGAGAGGGAGCAAGUGCGGGCGGCGCUGGAGAAGCGGCUGCAGUCCACGGUCGCGCAGCUGACGGCCGAGAAGGAGGCCGAGGUGGCAGCGCUGCAGGAGAGGAUCGAGACGGUGCAGCAGCACCUGGAGAACCUGACGCAGCAGCACGAGGAGGCCCUGCUGCGCGCCGAGAACGACAAGCAGCAGGCCCUGCUUCUGGCCCAGCACGACCACCAGGCGCUGCAGGAGAAGCUGGAGUGCGUGCGCCGCGAGCUGGAGGAGGAGCGCGGCGUGCUGGACCGCGUGCGCAGGGAGGCGGCGGCGCGCGCCGAGCAGGACCGCGCCACGCUCAACCAGCUGCGCGACGAGCUGGCGCGCGUGCACACGCGCCUCGAGGACUUCAAGUGCAAGGCCGAGGAGGACCGCGCACGCUUCGACGGCCGCGCCGACGAGCUGCUGCGCGAGCGUGACGUGUCGCAGCAGGAGAGCGAGGAGCUCAAGGUGCAGCUCAGCCUGAGCGAGGACCGCGUGGACCAGGUGCAGGCGCAGCUGCAGGAGACGCUGCGCAAGCUCAAGGAGGCGGAGAACGUGAGCGAGAGCCUGCGCAAGGACCUGACGGACGUGCGGCGCCAGCUCGGCGACUGCAGCUUCGAGAAGGACAAGUACUGCAGCACCAACAGGGAGCUGCGCGAGAUCGUGAAGCGCCUGGAGGGCGACAAGCGCGAGGCGGCGCGCGGCCUGGACGAGGCCGUGCAGAAGAUCGCCAUGCUGGAGGACGCCAGGGCCGCCCUCGACGUGGAGCGGUCGCGGCUGCAGGCGCAGGUGCGCGACCUGGAGCACGCCACCCUCACCACGCAGCACAACCUGCAGACCGUGCAGGACGAGCUGGCGCGCACCCAGGCCGCCAACAAGCAGGCCGCCGGCGAGGAGAAGGAGCUGCAGGCGCGCCUUGCCGUCGAGACGGAGGAGCGCGAGCGCGCCACGCAGGAGCUGCACCAGUUGCGGAAGCAGGCCGUGGAGCUGGACGGCGCCCUGGAGCUGACCCGCCAGGAGCUGGGCCGGGUGCGCGGGCGCGCCGAGGAGGAGGGCGAGCGGUGGCGCGCGCGCGAGCAGGAGCUGGUGAUGCGCCUGGAGGACAGCCGCAACCGCGAGCGCAAGCUGGAGGACCAGAAGCACAACCUGGAGGUGUGCCUCGCGGACGCCACCCAGCAGAUCCAGGAGCUCAAGGCUCGCCUGGGCGGCGCCGAGGGCCGCGUGCGCGCGCUGGACCAGCAGCUGCUGCAGCUGGAGGCCGCCAAGAAGGACGUGGAGCAGAAGCUGAGCAGCGUGGGGUCGACGCUGCGCCGCAUCGCCGGCAUCCAGCUGGACGGCAGCGUCAGCCUGCCCUUCCGCCUGCUCAGCCCGUCACGCCGCUGGAGCCCCGCCAGAGUGCAGGAGCACCACGACGGCCGCGGCGACAGCGUGGUUGACGUGGACCCUGAGGUGAUCCGCAAGGGCGUGCGGUCGCUCAUGCAGCAGGUGGCGCAGAUCGAGCGAGAGCGGGACGACCUGAAGGCGCAGGUGACGGCCGCCAAGAAGCAGCUGGCCGAGUCGGCCGAGCACCAGACCAAGGGCGACACGAAGCUGACGACGACGCUGCAGAGCCUGUCGCGGCUGCAGGAGGAGAAGGGCAGCCUGGAGAACCGGCUGGGCCAGAAGCAGGCGGCGCUGCAGGCGCAGGGCGAGGCGCUGCAGCAGCGCUCCGAGGAGGCGGCCGCGCUGCGCGAGCGGCUCACGGCGCUGGAGCUGGCGCUGCACUCGGGGGCCGAGGAGCGCGCCGCGUGCGAGGACAAGCUGGACAAGGUGCGCGCCGCCUGCGGCCGCCUGGAGGCCGAGAAGCGCAGCCUGCAGGAGGAGCUGGGCCGCACCGAGUCGCGCGCCACCAAGCUGGAGCUGCAGCGCAUGGGGCUGGAGGGCGACCUGCAGCGGCUGCAGAUGGUGCUGCAGGAGAAGGACUCCCACCUCGCGAAGCUGCAGGAGCGCUGCGAGCAGCAGGGCCGGCUGGUGGCGAGCCUGGAGGAGCGCUGCGCCUCCAUGAAGAACACCAUCGACCAGCUGAACCUGUCCCUGGAGCGCGCCGCGGCCGGCGAGUCGGAGCUGCGCGCCGAGAUCCAGAGCCUGCAGCGCACGCUCAUCGACACGAGCUCCACGUCGCAGGCCAGCUGCGAGAAGCUGAAGCAGCUGCAGAAGUCGCUGGCCAACAGCGACAACGAGCGGCGCGUGGUGGCCGAGCGCCUCGAGGUGACGCAGCAGCAGCUGGCCGAGCUGCGGCGCGCCAACCAGCAGCUGUCCGACCAGGCCGGCCGCCUGCAGCACGAGCUGGCCAACAACGAGGUGCAGCGCGCCGCGCUCGAGUCGCAGCUGCGCCUCGCCAGCGCCACCACCACCAUGGCGGCCUGGCCCGCCGACCAGCCGCACGCCCCCGACAACAUGCGCGAGGACGAGCUCAACCGGCAGCUCACCACCGCGCACCGCGAGCGCUCCGAGCUGCGCUCCAAGGUGGACUCCCUCGUGGAGAAGGUGCGCUGUCUGGAGACGGAGAAGCGCACCCUGGAGCGGACCCUCACCAAGGGCCACCGCAGCCGCAGCUACGACCGCAACCGCGACGUCAGCGAGAAGGAGCUGGACGCCGCGGACGCCGGCAGCGGCCUGCACCAGGUGGUGGAGCAGGAGAACCGCGAGCUGCGCAUGCGGCUGCGCCGCCUGGAGGCCCAGCUGGCCGAGAAGGAGACGGAGCUGCUGCGCGCGCGGCAGGCGCUGCAGUCGGCGCAGGCCCAGCUGCAGGUGCAGGCGCACCACGGUCACGGCCGGUCGCACAGCCCCGAGCGCGCCGAGCGCGCCGAGCGCGCCGCCGAGCUGGAGCGCGUGCGGGCCGCGCAGCUGCAGGCCGAGCGGCUGCUGGAGGCCCGCGAGCAGUCGCACCGCCAGCAGGUGCUGCGCCUCGAGAACCAGAUCCAACUGCUGCGGGAGCAGCUGGCGCAGGAGGUGAAGCGGCGCCAGCUGUACGUGCUGCGCAGCUCGCGGGCCGGCAGGGAGAUGCAGCACCUGCGGCAGGCGCUGGGCGACUCGCUGCGCACCGUGUCGCAGGACCCGGCGCUGGACGCGCUGCUGCUGGAGCACGAGGCCCGCAAGCUGGACAACUCCCUGGCCACCGCCACCUCACCCGCGCCGCCCAAGUGAAGCGACUGGAACCGCAUCACGCUACCAUCCCCGUUCUAGGGGAGGGCGUGGGAACGUUUUCUUUCUUUAUACGUACCUUGUACUUGGUUUCCAAUUCACAUAUUUUCAAAAAAAAAAAAAAAAUUGUGUGUGGAAUACUGCCCCCGGAAGCUUUCAGGUCGAGCGGAGUUGAGGGGUGCAGUACUUUUAUUUGGUUGAAAUGGCUGUCAGUGCCAUUCUAAUUUUGAAGAGUGAUGUCCGCUCGGAAGGGAGGCACCCGCUCGACGCUGUCACCCGAUCUGAGGCAGUGCUUGUCUCGUGGGCACCGAGUUUCAGUUCCAACGCUCGUGAUCGUUGUUUAUGAUCUCAAGAAAAUAGGCGAUCAACAAAAAGUACCUCUAUUGAUCUCUGCAGCCUGGCUGCAGUGGGCAUGGGCAUGGGAGUCCUAUCUCAGAAAUCGCACAAACCCUCCACACCAGAAAUUUAGCAGUUUAAAAACAAUCUUUUAUUAUUAUUGUUGAUUUUGUUUUGUUUUGUUAUCAAGUUUAUGAUGUUUUGUUUACAAUUAUGGUAUUUUCUACAAAGUUUCUAGUCAUAUGUUUUAAGAUUUGAACUAAAUGGUAUCUUGAACUUUGUAUCAAGUUGGAUUUAAAAUCUACCUAAGCUGUGUUGAAUGAAACAGCUUCUUUCAUAUCAUGUCAUUUUGAGUUUUUGAUAUAAAAAAUAUUGCCUUAUGCUACCCUGUUACCACAUUUAAGUAUUUAGCUGUCACUUUGCAGAAGAACUUUUCAUUUAGGAAUAUACUGUAAUGCCUGCCAGUUUUUAGAAACUCCUUCAAUAUUUAUUUUGUAAUUUAUAUUUUUGAACAAACACAAAGCACACCUAUCAUUUGUAGUGAAUUUUAUUUUUAUUGCAAAAGAAAAAAAAAGAAUACCUUUAAUCAAUGUACCUUGAAUGUGCAAGUGUGCAUGUGUGAUAAAGCUCAUCUGAGCAUUUUGGAUGCUCAGUGCAACUUUGUUCCUGGGCUCGUGCCAUUUUAUUGUCAUUACGGAUGUGCCUUAAGUCAAAUUUCAUUCUCAUUUGUACAUAUGAUUGUAUGAUGAAAUUGUAUAUUCCUCCACCCCUCUAUUCUUUUAUGUGAAUCUCUUUUGAAGAGGAAAUUGGUAUCCAUAUGUUUUGGGAACCUUUCUUGAAAGCGGUCUAAAGACUUAAACCACGAACAAGACUUUUUAUUUCAUUUUCUGUGUUUAUUUAAUAGUUUGAAUAGGACUUUUUCAAUAUGCCUUUCUUUAAAAGUUUUGACCAAUUAUCUGGGGAUGCACAAGGUGUAAGAAAUAUGUUGUGUGACUUGCUGCAGGUGAGGCACGAACUCAUACUGCAUCACAAGUCUAGAAAGAUUAGGUUGGAGCUUGUGUCGUGUUCUCUAGCCUGUCACUAGCUGAGGGGCCAUGUGGUAGAACCACGGUUACGUUGAACAGUGCAUCAUUAAUUUAUGAAAAUACUCCAAGAAAAGGCCUUUAACUUAAAUGAGAUAUGUAAGCAAUAUCAUUUUCUUUUAAGGAUAACAAAACACUGCCGCCUCCAAAUUCCCUGUCUUUGGUGUUCUCAAACAUGGAACUAACUUAGCAGCUUAAGAUAUUUGGAAGUAUUCAAGCAUAGAUCUUCAAUACACUUUGGUCAACAAAGUGAAUUGAAAUGAAUGUCAAUUUAGCUGUAAAUCUUGGCUGCAACCUGGAAACUUAACUGUUACAAAGUAUCGAUCCAUAUAUGGCUUUUUGUAGAAAAGUCUGUUACUGCCAAUUGAUAUGAUUGAGAGCCAGAAAUGCAAGCAUAGAUGGUGUUAUUAGCUUCCAACAUACAUAGUUAUACAGUAUCUUCUUUUCUUUUCUUGGCAGUGCAUCACAGCCUGUAGAAAUUGUCACAAUUAGCUCCUCAUACUUUUUUGGGAUUUGAUUGUUGUAGAGUGUAUUUUAUACCAUUCCUUCCUAGAUCACAGUAAUAUCAAAUAGAAAUAAUGUAAGAAACAGUAACAGCAAAUCUGUAGCCUCUCUAUGAGGGACUACUAGGUGUGUUUGUAUUGAUUAUUUGGCUAUACUUAGGUAGUUUUGACUAGACUCCUGUACGGAAUAAAUUUAUAUAUUGAAAAAACAUUAUUAAAAAUUAAUUUUUUCUCACAGUA
Molecule: messenger RNA, 7849 nt
Organism: Thrips palmi
Lineage: Eukaryota; Metazoa; Arthropoda; Insecta; Thysanoptera; Thripidae
Gene: Root
Product: rootletin
Exons: 18
Coding region: 1-5691 (1896 amino acids)
Source: RefSeq, a predicted model, not a curated record